Molecule: messenger RNA, 993 nt
Organism: Physella acuta
Lineage: Eukaryota; Metazoa; Mollusca; Gastropoda; Physidae
Molecular function (GO): protein binding
Source: RefSeq, a predicted model, not a curated record
ACUACAGCAACAGAAGAACACAAUCAUAGUGAAUCAACAUAUCAUGUUAAUAAACAAAUUUCACAUUCAGCAGAAAUAUUGAGUCGACUUGAGCAGAUAGAGACAUCCAUAUCUUCUCUACAAGACGCCAAUGUCAAGUCUACAGAUGACAUAUCAGAAAUAAAACAAUGGAGAGACAAAUUUGUAACAGAACAGAGUGACAUGGGGGUAAACAUUGAACAACUGACUAAAAAGCAAAAGCAGAAUUUUAAAAACCUCAGAAAACAAAUGAGUGAACAAGAUAAUAAAGUAAACGAGCUGAACAAAGAAAUUGAUAGUUUAAAAGAAAAAGAAUACAAGUCCAACAAAACACUAGAGAGAUUGUCUCUAGAUAUAAAAGAAUAUAAAAACAAUGUACACAAAAUACAUAAAGAUAUGCAAGAUUACACAGACAAAAUAGACAGUAUAACACAAGAAAUUAAAAGACUUGCUGAUUUGAUGGCUGCCCUACACAAGGAGUGUGAUAAAAUCGUGUGUAAUACAUCAACUCAAUUAGAAAAGCUUGAAACUAUUGAAGAUACUAUUGCACUGUUGAACAAAGAUUUCAAUCUAUUAGAGUCACGUGUAUGUAACAGAUAUGCUUGUAAUGUACAGCUUGCUAGACCCACACCUGUCAGUGCUGGAUCAGUUAUUUCAACAUUUGAUGAAGUACGUGAAUAUAACGGUCAACAUUUUAAUCAAACAACAGGAAAAUUUGUAUCACCACAUGAUGGUUUAUAUCUUGUCUGUGUCACUCUACAUGAAUUGGGAGAUAAACAUAUUCAAGUUGCUGUGGUGGCUGGAGGCGUGUGGUGUACGUCUAUAGAAGUGAAAUGUGCCGACACUAACGCUGGUGGGUCCGUGGCUGUUGACAUGAAGAAAGGUCAAGAACUUUUCUUGUUUGUAAUUCACGCAGAUCCAGGGGCAACGCUAUCCGGCUACAGUAGUUUUACUAUCGAGCACAAACGUAUUUGA